AUGGAAGAUCUAGUCAAGAAGAAACGAGUGAGAGGAGGCCACAGAUCGUCAGCUAAAAAGCUUGUGGCGAAGAUAGUUGAAAGGCUUCAAGGUGAGAGCCCAGACAAAGACGUACUAUGGUUGCGACAGAGCCAAACGAACUUGAAAGAAAAAAUCAAGACGAUAAGACAAUUCGACGAACAAAUAAUUGACAUAAUCAGCGCAUCGAAAGAGGAAGACGUCGAUGAACUUGUAACGCAAGAAAUUGAAGACUCAGACAACGCGAUAGCGGAACUGGAAAGAAUAUUACUCGAACUCGAGGAUGAAUUAUGUAAAUUGAGACAAAGCACGCCAUUGUCAGUGUCGACAACGCAGAACGCUGCGGAUGCAAGCCUUAAUCAGAGUCAUUUGUCAACCUCCAGCGAUAUGUCAGUCGGUAAAAUCGUUCGAGCUAAGCUCCCGAAACUUGAACUCAGAAAGUUUAACGGAAAGAUUUGCGAAUGGCAAGAGUUUUGGGACAGCUUUUCAAGUUCAAUCGAUAACAAUGAGCAAUUGUCUGAUGUCGAUAAAUUUGCGUAUUUACGCGGUCUGUUGGAAGAACCAGCAAAGUCAACAAUCACUGGGUUUUCUCUGAAAGAAGCAAAUUAUAAGUCAGCAGUAGAACUCUUAAAGAAACGAUUUUAUAAAAAGAGCGCAGUCCAGCGAGCACACGUGAACGAACUGAUUCAAUUGUCGCCGGUAUUCAAGGAAAGAGACACGCGAGGACUUCGCCAUUUAUAUGAUAGCUGUGAAGCACAUAACCGCGCGUUGAAAGCACUGGGGGUGAGCGAGGAAUCUUACUCCAGUAUUGUUGUUCCAGUCAUCGUCGAGAAACUACCGGAAUCAUUUCGGUUGACGAUUACCAGAGGAACAGAUUUUCUACAAUGGUCGAUGGAAGAAAUGCUGGAUGCAUUUGUAAAAGAAUUGGAACUGAGAAAAGCACAUAAUGCCGUGGAAACGACUGCAAUAUGGAACGAGAGCAACAGCGUCAGCGAAAGAACCCUUAUACUGCUGCUGCACUCUUGGCGAAUGAGAAACGAAAAAACUGUUGUGCCUUCUGUCUGA
This is a messenger RNA of Paramuricea clavata, 1083 nucleotides long. Lineage: Eukaryota; Metazoa; Cnidaria; Anthozoa; Malacalcyonacea; Plexauridae. The record is from the annotation of a GenBank genome assembly.